AGUUGAGAGAAACACCGUCGGGUCGUGGUCGGGCGCGCGUGGAUUUGUUUUGAUUGCAUGCCCGGUUGUAGUGCAGUGGUGAAAUAAAAUUAUAAGUUCUUUUCAGUUUUCUAAUAAUAGGCGUAAAUCCCAGGGCAUAAAUAGUGAAUAAGUUUGUAAAAUUUAACACAAACCUUGCUGAGUGAUUGUCGUAAAGUGUAAAGAUCUCCAAUCCCAGAAGUAGCUCAAAAAAAGACGAAGUCACUCAGCACUUGACUGGACAACUUUAACGAGAUAGGACGCACGUAACCAUCGGAUGGACCAAAGAUGAUGCACUACAAGAAGGGGAAAAACGUCGAGGAGGAGCUCACCAAGGAGCAGAUUCCGAUCGAGUGCCUGCCGGGCCAGUUCCUGUGGAUGCACGUGAAGGGUGGCUCGCAGAUCUUCAACCUGGUGAACUAUGCGAAAAAAGCGCUGGAAUGCGGAGAAUACCGGGCCGUCGUGUGGAGCGGCACGGGUGGUGGCAUUGGUAAAACCAUCAGCUGCGCCGAGAUCAUGAAGAAGGACUUCGAACUGCACCAGGUCACGCGGGUGUGCUACAGAAAGGUCGAGGAGUACUGGGACCCCCAGCAGGAAGGUCUCGAGAAGAUUGUGGCCACCAGAAACAUACCCAGCAUUCACAUUCUGAUGACGUUGGACGAAAUCGAUCAAAAGACGCCUGGCUAUCAGCACUCAAAAAUACGCACCACCUUCUGGUUAGAAUCGGACCCCACCGGCAGCAAAGGAGGUCCACGAAAGGGUGGCAACUAUUUCACUGGUCCGCUGUUGAAUAAAAAACCGAAUCGGAACUAUGGAGAAGAUAGAAAAGGAUCACAUGGCAACGGAGGCGGUAAAGGUGAGGGUAGUACAGGCGGGAAGAAGGGCAAAAAUAAGAACAAGGAUGGAAAGUCUCAAACGAAUCGUGAGAAUGGGGAUAAAGGCCCUCAGCAAAGUGACGCUAGUGGGAGCGGUGGAAACAAUUCAAAAAAGUCUAAACACAAUGAGAAUCGACAAAAACCCAAAACAGACGAAGCAAUUAAGUCGGAGAAACCUGAAGGUCAACCGAUGGAGUUAGGUGAGUAAUAUUUAAAAAAAAAUCAAUAAAUCAUUGAAUUGAAAGGUUAGAA
Messenger RNA from Armigeres subalbatus, 1145 nucleotides. RefSeq lists its product as uncharacterized. Lineage: Eukaryota; Metazoa; Arthropoda; Insecta; Diptera; Culicidae. The coding region runs from base 307 to 1101 and encodes 264 amino acids. The transcript has 4 exons. Gene Ontology annotation, biological process: tRNA 5'-leader removal. Gene Ontology annotation, cellular component: ribonuclease MRP complex. Gene Ontology annotation, molecular function: RNA binding. The record is from RefSeq and is a predicted model, not a curated record.